Molecule: messenger RNA, 2112 nt
Organism: Vigna angularis (adzuki bean)
Lineage: Eukaryota; Viridiplantae; Streptophyta; Magnoliopsida; Fabales; Fabaceae
Product: receptor-like protein EIX2
Exons: 1
Coding region: 1-2112 (703 amino acids)
Molecular function (GO): protein binding
Source: RefSeq, a predicted model, not a curated record
AUGAAUUCUUUGUCUUCUCUUCUCUAUCUUGACCUCUCAUAUAACCUGUUAAAGUCAUGUUCUAUAUUUCACUGGCUUUCUAACUUCACGAACAAUCUUCAAAACCUUUAUCUUGAUUAUAAUUUGUUGGAAGGUCCCAUUCCAGAUGAAUUUGGCAUAGCUAUGAACUCUCUUGAAAAUCUUCAUGUGUCAGAUAGCAAAUUACAAGGCAAAGUUCCGUCUUUAUUUGGGAGCAUGUGUAGAUUACAGAUAUUAAACAUCUCAAAUAACAAGUUAAAUGGCGAAUUUCCCAGCUUCAUUCAAAAUUCUUCAUGGUGCAGCCGACACAUAUUUCGGGCAUUGGACUUAUCUUAUAACCAAAUUACUGGCAAGAUACCCGAGAGAAUCAGACAACUAUCUCAGCUGGAGUUUUUAUCAUUGGAAGGGAAUUUUUUAGAAGGUGUUGUCACUGAAUCUCAUCUUUCUAACUUUUCCAAAUUACUUCACUUAUACUUUUCACAUAACUAUUUGUCUCUAAACUUAGUCUCUAGUUGGGUUCCUCCUUUUAGAUUGAGUUACUUGCGUCUUGCAUCUUGCAAGCUAGGUCCGGGUUUUCCUAAUUGGCUACAGACUCAAAAUUCCUUAAUCGAACUUGAUAUAUCUAGUAAUGGGUUGAAUGAUUUGGUACCAGAAUGGAUUUGGAACAAGUUGCAAACUAUGUACGAUUUGAAUAUGUCUAACAAUAAUCUCACUGGUUCAAUUCCUAAUAUGAAAUUGAAGCUUCCUUACAAACCAUCUAUAAAUUUAAAUUCAAAUAGAUUUGAGGGAAAAGUUCCACUGUUUUUGCUACAAGCUUCCGAACUGUUACUCUCUGGAAACAAAUUUUCAGAUUUCUCAUGUGGAAACGUCACAGCUGAAAACUUGGCCACGUUGGAUUUAUCAGAUAAUCAAAUAAAGGGGCAACUUGCAGAUUGUUGGAAAUCUGCAAACCGAUUGUUGUUUCUUGAUUUAGGAAGCAAUCAAUUGUCAGGGAAGAUUCCUAUCUCCAUGGGUACCCUUGUCAAAUUGGAAUCUUUGGUUUUACGAAACAAUAAUUUAAUGGGUGAGUUGCCUUCCUCUUUGAAAAAUUGCAACAAUUUAAUGAUGUUGGAUGUGAGUGAGAAUAUGUUGUCUGGUCCAAUACCAUCAUGGGUUGGAGAAAGCAUGCAACAAUUAAUAAUCUUGAUAAUGCGAGACAAUUACUUCUCUGGAAAUCUUCCUCUCCAUCUAUGUUAUUUGAAGCGUAUUCAAUUGUUGGAUCUUUCCAGGAAUAAGUUAUCAGAUGGAAUUCCAUCUUGCUUAAACAAUUUUACUGCAUUAUCUGAGAAGAACAUCAACAGAACUGAAACUGAAAGUCGUGUGCAUUGGUAUAAUAGUACUUACUAUGAAAAUUAUAAUGCUUUCAAUGGUAGUUAUUACAUGAUUCACAUAACAUGGAUGUGGAAAGGUAUGGAGCGCAGCUUCACAGACCCCGAAUUGAUUCUUCGUAGCAUUGAUCUUUCAUGUAACAAUUUAACAGGUGAAAUACCAAAAGAAAUUUCGUACAUGAUCGGGUUAGUUUCCUUGAAUUUAUCAAGAAACAAUUUGAGUGGAGAAAUUCCUUUCGACAUUGGAAAUUUAAGUUCACUUGAAUCCCUUGACUUGUCAAGAAAUCAAUUCUGUGGGAGAAUUCCUUCUUCUCUUCCUCAAAUGGAUUUUCUCCAAAAAUUAGACUUGUCACACAACUCUCUUUCUGGAAGAAUCCCAUUGGGAAGACACUUGGAUACAUUUGAUGGCUCUUGCUUUAAAGGAAAUGUUGAUCUUUGUGGGAAACCUCUUGAAGAAAAUUGCCCUGGAGUUGAGAUACCGAUAAAGUGGGAAGAAGGACCAGAAGAGCAUGAUAAAGAUGAUAAAUCAGUUUUGUAUGGAGCAUUAUACAUGAGCUUGGGGGUAGGAUUCUUCACAGGCUUUUGGGGCUUAUUAGGUUCAUUACUUCUUUGGCAACCUUGGAGAAUUGCUUAUCUGAGGUUCUUGAACAGACUGAUAGAUUGUAUACUUAUAAUGGCUGAAGUGAACAUAGCAAAGUGCCAAUGGUGGCUCAAAGACUUUCAUUAA